CCACCCCGCCUCUCCCCACCCCCGCCCCCUCCACCCAACCUAACCCCACACCCACCCCUUCCACCCAACCUAACCCUGCCCCUUCCACCCAGCCUCUCCCCACACCCACCCCCUCCACCCAGCCUAACCCUGCCCCCUCCACCCCGCCUCUCCCCACACCCACCCCUUCCACCCAACCUAACCCAGUUCCUUCCACCCCGCCUCUCCCCACCCCCACCCCCUCCACCCAACCUAACCCCACACCCACCCCCUCCACCCAGCCUAACCCCGCCCCCUCCACUCAGCCUCUCCCCACACCCACCCCCUCCACCCAACCUAACCCAGUUCCUUCCACCCCGCCUCUCCCCAUCCCCACCCCCUCCACAACCUAACCCUGCCCCCCCACCCAACCUAACCCUGCCCCCUCCACCCCGCCUCUCCCCACCCCCGCCCCCUCCACCCAACCUAACCCUGCCCCCUCCACCCCGCCUCUCCCCACCCAACCUAACCCUGCCCCCUCCACCCCGCCUCUUCCCACCCCUGCCCCCUCCACCCAACCUAACCCUGCCCCCUCCACCCCGCCUCUCUCCACCCCCGCCCCCUCCACCCAACCCCACCCCGCCUCUCCCCACACCACCCCUUGUACCCAGCCUAACCCCACCCCCUCCACUCAGCCUCUCCCCACCCCCGCCCCCUCCACCCAACCUAACCCCACCCCCUCCACUCAGCCUCUCCCCACCCCCUCCACCCCACCUCUCCCCACCCCUGCCCCCUCCACCCAACCUAACCCCGCCCCCUCCACCCCACCUCUCCCCACCCCCUCCACCCCGCCUCUCUCUGCCCCCUCCACCCAACCUAACCCCACCCCCUCCACCCCGCCUCUCCCCACCCCCGCCCCCUCUCCCCAACCUAACCCCGCCCCCUCCACCCAACCUAACCUCACCCCCUCCACCCCGCCUCUCCCCACCCCCUCCACCCAACCUAACCCUGCCCCCCCCACCCAACCUAACCCCGCCCCCUCCACCCCGCCUCUCCCCACACCUGCCCCCUCCACCCAACCUAACCCUGCCCCCUCCACCCCGCCUCUCUCCACCCCCGCCCCCUCCACCCAACCUAACCCCGCCCCCUCCCCACACCCCCCCUCCACCCAACCUAACCCUGCCCCCUCCACCCCGCCUCUCUCCACCCCCACCCCCUCCACCCAACCUAACCUCACCCCCUCCACCCCGCCUCUCUCCACCCCCACCCCCUCCACCCAACCUAACCUCACCCCCUCCACCCCCCCUAGAGCCGCAUCACCGCGGCGGCCGCCCAGCCUCGCGGGAUGACGUCACGUCGGAACGUAAUGACGACGCCGCGCGGACGCGCUCACCCUCAGCCAGCUCCGUGGAGACGCGGCAGCUGAGCGCGGCCCCGCAAAGGCUCACGGGAAAGCUAGGAGCCAGACAUCUCGCGAGAACACGCGGGACUUCACGCACCGCGCGGGAACGGGACCACACGGCGUGA
Malaclemys terrapin pileata is the source of this 1485-nucleotide messenger RNA. RefSeq lists its product as uncharacterized. NCBI's taxonomy places the organism in Eukaryota, Metazoa, Chordata, Testudines, Emydidae. The record is from RefSeq and is a predicted model, not a curated record.